Messenger RNA from Drosophila busckii, 937 nucleotides. RefSeq lists its product as uncharacterized. NCBI's taxonomy places the organism in Eukaryota, Metazoa, Arthropoda, Insecta, Diptera, Drosophilidae. The coding region runs from base 438 to 866 and encodes 142 amino acids. The transcript has 2 exons. The record is from RefSeq and is a predicted model, not a curated record.
AGCUGACAAUUGUAAUGCGCAUUGAGGAAUCAAAGUUGGUGCAAACAGCUUGCAUUUAGCCAAUUGUACAGACCUCCUGCUACUCUGGCUAAUGUAAUACAGUCAACUGUUGUCGCUGUUGCUGUCGUGCUGUUUGUUGUGGUCAAGCCGCUGAUAUGACGACGGCAACAUCGUACGCCCUCGCCAAAAAAAAAAAAAAACUAAAAUGCCAGCGCGUCCUCAGUUGAACGACAACAAUGAGCUGAGCCGCAACGUCGCUGGCCAGUCGACAGCAGCAACAGCAACAGCAGCAACAACAACACGUCAUUCUUUAUCGAUUUUAAGUGUAAGUCUCGCUCGUGUGACUCCAAUUGCGGUUUUUGGUGUCAAUCAUAUGCAAUCGCUGUGGCGCUGGCAGCUCUAGCGCUCCGCCCAGGAAGCGGCUACACAGCCUUUCGAUGAGCAUGCUAGGCUUUGUCUACCUGGUGCUUAUACUGGGCUGGAUACUGAUCGUGUUGUUUCUCAAGUGCAAAAAGUCGCUGGCGGCGCCUUUUCGCCUCAGUGAACACUACACCGAUGCCAUAGCCGAGAGCAGCGAGCGUCGUCCCUCAGUGCAUGUUAUACAGCUGCAGAGCGAGGACAUUGAGCAGGAGGAUCAUUAUCUGGAUAAUUUUCAUCGCCAGUCAAACAAUUUGCAGCGCUAUUCGCAUCGCUCGACGCUGGAGGAGCGCACCAUUGAGCGCACAUAUCCAACAGAUGCGGUUAUCAAUCCUGCCUAUAGCCAUGACGAGGACUACAUUAUCAAUGCGCCGCCGCCUUCAUAUGAGGAGGUAAUGCGUCAGCCGCAGGUGUAUCCGCAAGUGCGUAAAAUAAGCGAAAAUAUAUAGUUUAGUUAUAGCAUAUUUAAUAAGUUGUUUGUCAGCUGUGAUUUUUCAGAUUAUACGCAUUAUUACUGUAA